GGAACAAAAUGCAAAGCAAUGCCCCUCCUUCACCCUUCAGUGCUUGCAUCAGUGCUUGCAUCAAAAGUCUCUCCAAUCAAUCCCACUUCCCCCUCCAUCCUCAGUUAAACCGUUUCUUCUGCACUUCCUCCUCUGCCUGCGUCACCUCGUAUCCAUAUUCAUCCCAGCCCAAAUCCAUCGUAUCCAACUUCUCAACCCGCCGAGUCUCACCGAAUCUCAGCUACAGUCCUCCCGUCAACUUGUCCACUCACAAGAUCGAUUCAAUUCAAUCCAACCACCGCCUCACUUCUCUUGCCCCAGUACCUCCAUCUCGGUCUAUUUCAGCCCUCGUCCAGCCCGAUCAGCCUCCACCGUGACCUAAUUCGUGACACCGGUCACCAUCAACAUCUCCCACAACCCUGUCCCAAAACUCUUGGCCUGCUUGUCCCACCAACUGACACCACCCUGCACAAGCUAGCCCACACUUGUCUCCGGAUUGCUGCAUCUCUUCUGGGCAGUCCAGAUAGACACACAUUCACACACAUCCUUUCUCAUACCCUCACGAGCCACCCAUACACACCCAUACACGAGUCACUCCAGUCCUGCCCCAGAACCUGGACCCUGUCUGACACGGCCCUAAUCAGCCCUUUUCAUCUGAAUCUCUUAUCCACUCUCCUGACUAGGUGCUUCAUAUAACUCUCUUCCCUGAUGCCGCCCAAAGUCGAAAAGAUUGAUACUCAGUCGGUUUCUUCUAACAGACCUCCAGUCAAUUAUUCUGACGUGAGCUUCUUUCCGUUCUGCCCGUUCCCCGCCCCGACCCGCCUGGACCUCUUUUCUUCCUUAGACCGACCCAUCUACGCCACACAUACCGCACCGCACCUCACCACACCACGUGCUCUUGCUGACUGAAUUUGUCUUUAUCCUUAGCAGACCCCGACAACUCCUGCCCCCAUGUCUGACGAAGAGAUCAAGGCGUAUAAGGACGUCUUUGCCCUAUUUGACAAAGAUGGAAGUGGUACCAUCACUGCCUCUGAACUCGGUGAGAUCAUGCGCUCUCUGGGUCAAAAUCCUUCCGAUUCGGAGCUGCAAGACAUGAUCAACGAGGUUGAUGCCGAUUCAUCUGGCAGCAUUGACUUUGACGAGUUCAUGAAGAUGAUGUCCACCACUGUCAAGCCGACCGACUUUGCUCACGAAACUCGUGCUGCCUUCAAUGUUUUCGACAAGGAUGGCAGCGGCACUAUCUCUGCCGACGAAUUGCGCCAGGUCAUGAAGUCUCUUGGAGAGAACCUGACAGACGAGGAAAUCGAUGAGAUGAUCCGCGAGGCAGAUAAGGACCGCAAUGGCACCAUUGAUUAUGAGGAAUUCGUUCAGCUCCUCUCCCCGAAAUAGAAAAUCUGCAAACGAAACCCUUUCAAUCUCUGAAGCCGGAUUGUCCUCCUCAGGAAGUAGGAAAUUCAAGUUGUCCAUGUGUGGAUCUGAUGGCAAUGUAUCCUUGGUAAUCGAGCAAUUCAGGAAGGGAAUUCGCACUCUCAGUCUUUGCCGAGUUAAAAGCCUAUGACGUCCACGAAAUGAGAUAAUUUAUUCGACCAAGCCUACGUAGACACAAGCACGACGAACACGACACGAUGACAGUGGACUAGCGGCAGAACGUCCCCUAGAUUCUUGGGUUGGGUGGACCUGUUAAAACCCAGAGCGACGCCUCGAUGUAGCCUUUGUUGAUUAUCAGCAUCAAUAUAUUCAUUUCCUCAUUCUUUCAGGUUGGAUUUAUGUUGAUUGUAUAGUGUAUAUUGACUUGUACAGCUAAUCAGUUGUUU
Molecule: messenger RNA, 1793 nt
Organism: Exophiala mesophila
Lineage: Eukaryota; Fungi; Ascomycota; Eurotiomycetes; Chaetothyriales; Herpotrichiellaceae
Exons: 5
Coding region: 931-1368 (145 amino acids)
Molecular function (GO): enzyme regulator activity; calcium ion binding
Source: RefSeq, a predicted model, not a curated record